AUGUCCCACUUCCCCAUAUUUACUCUCACCGGCUGCAAGUCUCAAACAUCAACCCCUCCGGUGAGACGACACACCUGUGAGGCUCGUGGGACCCCCAGCCAGCAGAUGGCAGAACCUCAGCAGGAGUGCAACUCUUUCAGUGUGAGGACGGCAGCUCCAAACAGAAGGCACAGUUCUGAAGAGACCAUCGGUCCUGGUUCAGGACCGGCACCAGAGCGAGGCCCUGCCGGCCGUUUUCACCCGUACCGCCGACAGUUCAGCGAUGGAGCCAUGGAGACCGCAGGUCGCCUCCAUCAGAGUGCCUCUUCUUUUACCGAUCUGCAGGAGGGGAGCAGCCCCGACACUUGCUCCUGCAGCAGCGACGUGCCGACAGCGUGGGAGCAGUACAACGGCAGCGUUCAGAGUUUGUACUCAGAACCACCAGCUGGUCUCGUGGAUCCUUACGGCUCUCUGUCUCAGAGAUUUUCAUCCUACGGCCCACUGAGUCCUCUGCAGCAGGUCCCGUCGAAGCUGUAUCCCAAUGACACCCAGCCUGAGAGCUCUAAAUACUCUGUCCAGAGUCAGACACAUCAGGACAGCAGCGCACAGUCCAUCUUUCCCAAGCCCAUUUACUCCUACAGCAUCUUGAUUUUUAUGGCCUUGAAGAACAGCAAAACAGGAAGUCUGCCUGUCAGUGAGAUCUACAGCUUCAUGACUGAACACUUUCCUUAUUUCAAGACUGCCCCUGAUGGAUGGAAGAACUCAGUGCGGCACAACCUCUCUCUGAACAAGUGUUUUGAGAAGGUGGAGAACAAAAAUGGGAGCACUUCUCGUAAAGGUUGCCUCUGGGCUCUUAAUCCAGCCAAGGUGGAGAAGAUGCAAGACGAGCUUCACAAGUGGCGCCGCAAAGACCCCCUGACUGUUCGCAGGAGCAUGGCAAGACCGGAAGAUCUUGAGCGUCUGUUGGGGGAAAAACCGGACAAAUUGAGAUCUUUGCCACCUUACAGCACCAGAGUGGCCCCCGUAUACAGCCCGACCUCAUCACCCUUAACUCCUGCUCAGCCUCCCAUUCAGUCGUCACAGUACGCCCACCUUCAACCUGGGCAACAUUAUUAUCUCCCCCCCGUGGCUGCUCAGCCCGGCAACUCAUUCGCCCUGUACUCACACUGCGGACAGCAGCCGACGGUGGACGUCCCAUUAGCCACAGGAUGUUUGAACUCACCUGUGGCGGGAAAAAGGCCACGCAUUUGCAAUGUUGGGUUGCCGGUUGAGUUAAGUGUCGAUCCGAGAGGCAUGCAGGACCUGCUGCAAGAGGGGGACACCAGUUAUGACAUUGACACGCUAAACCCAAGUCUUACUGACCUGCAGCUGCAAGAUAACCUGUGGGAAGAGUUAAGGGAGGACAGCUUGAUUUCAGAUCCACGUGUUACCAACACAUCCUCCACAACCUUCGUCCUACAGGACCACCACAUCCAGACAGGUUGUCCACAAGUCUCUCCUCCUUUCUGUCCCACGUCAGUGGGGGCUGCUGGUGGUUGUUAUAAAGUGGCGUAUGAAGAUGAGGAUGCUGACAGACGUUAUUGGAAUGGACUACAUCCUGUGGGUUAUUCAGGAAUAGAGAGCUUGGCUGGUUGUCUAACCUCCUGCACUACAUCUGUCACCUUAAUGUGAACCUUUGGUCCCUCCACUGGCCCUGACUAUUGACCUUAUG
Messenger RNA from Nematolebias whitei (Rio pearlfish), 1690 nucleotides. RefSeq names its product forkhead box N1 (gene foxn1). Lineage: Eukaryota; Metazoa; Chordata; Actinopteri; Cyprinodontiformes; Rivulidae. Gene Ontology annotation, biological process: regulation of transcription by RNA polymerase II. Bases 1 to 1650 code for a protein of 549 amino acids. Gene Ontology annotation, molecular function: transcription cis-regulatory region binding; DNA-binding transcription factor activity, RNA polymerase II-specific. The transcript has 8 exons. The record is from RefSeq and is a predicted model, not a curated record.